AGGAGGGACCCGACACAUUACACUAGCAGUAUCAGCGAAUCAGUGUAUGUGCAUGCGUGCAUAUCAGUCUUUCUCUGAAUUUCCCGUAAAUCUGACGCUCAAUAAAUAUCGCGACACUUUAAGAAAAUCGACAAUCAUAAACAUGUUUAUCCGCACAACCGAUCUCGCGAUACUUCGGCUAACGAUCGUAUUAGCAUGCAUAUUCGCGAAACCGGUGUUUCCCUACGUGCUACCAGUUCCGACCUUCGAAGUACUAAGGCCGCAAGGUCUUCGAGUUUCUAUACCUGAUUCACCGGGCUUAAGAUUAUUUGGAUUCCACGCUAAUAAAAAUAAAGCAAUUCACGCUAACGAAUACGGCGAGGUCGCUGGUAAUGUUUAUUUAGCGACAAACGACCGCUGGAUUUUCGAAGAUACGGAAGUGACCAUAAAAAGAGAUGUACUUCAUUAUUGGAUUUAUGCGCAAGUGGAUGGGAACAAACACACAAGUAACAUCCAGACGUGGACGCAUUCCCUGAAAAAUCCAGGAACUGACAGUGAAGAAACUAUACGGGGUUCUACUACAUCAAGAUAUGAAAUUCCGCCCGCUCAGCUAUUGUUCGAGGAUAAUUUCAAUUUUUUCAACGCGUCAUUAUGGAAACGCGAAAUAAAGAUGCCUCUAUCCCCGGACUAUGAGUUCUGCGUUUAUCACAAUGAAAACCAUCAGCAGCUCGUGCAAAUUGACGAUGGUCGAUUAUUGAUAAAGCCAAUUAUAUUAGAGGAUUCAUAUGGUGAGAACGCGACUGCAUAUGGAUUAUUACAACUCAAUAGGUGUACUAGCACAGUUUCUUACGAAUGUUCGCGACACGCAUUAUCCUAUAGCAUUCUACCGCCCAUUAUAUCCGCGCGUCUUACCACGAAGGAGAGUUUCGUUUUGCGGUCCGGAAGAAUCGAGAUACGUGCGAGAUUUCCUCGGGGCGAUUGGCUAUAUCCAGAAAUGUGGCUCGAGCCAAAAUAUUUCACGUAUGGUGCGAAUUAUGCCAGUGGCCGAGUUCUUUUGGGUAUGACGCGCGGCAAUGAGAACCUGGUGAAUGCCACGGAUGUUUCGAAAAUUUAUGACGCUCGAAGAUUGGAUUUUGGUAUAAGAGUAGGCCCACCUUCAGACGUUCGGGAAAUACUCGUGUCGAAGAUGCAUGAAUUCGGACCGCGAUGGACGCGGGAUUUCCACAUAUACACGACGAUCUGGACCAGCGAUGGCUUCACGUUUUUGGUCGAUGGCGAAGAAAUUGGCCGGGUGAGACGACAAAAAGGAUGGAUGAGUAGUUCCAACGCAGGCAGAAAAAAUGCUCCAUUUGAUCAAGAGUUUUAUAUUACCCUUGGCGUCGGUGCGGGUGGAGUACGUGUAUUUCCGGAUAAUACGCUCAGUUCCGGAUUGCCAAAACCAUGGACAAAUCUAGGUGCUAAGGUAUGGAUCCUUAAAAACGUGACUGUUAUUUUAAUAAUCUUCAUUUGGGCUCGUGAUUCUUUGGCGGGUUGUCAUCGUUCAAGACGCUCAAACAACGAAUACAUACUGCACAGAUGCACAGCUACUGCGGAAUUAAUUAGGAAACACAGGAACAACGGGGAAGGUGUGAGCUCGCGUAAAACCGAGGACUCGUCUUCUCGGUUGCAAAUACAGCAGAGAGAUCCUGAGAUUUUCUCGGCGACGAUUCUAAUGGACGCUUCUCAAUCCGAGACUCCGAGUGGUGUUUAUCGACGUAUGACCCAUAUGAGACGACGCGGUAGCGGACACGCACGUCGAAUCACUGGCAAAUAUUUGGCAGAUACACCUCUCAGGACUCUCAAUAUAGAUGUACCGCAAGGUAAACCGUCGGCCUUCAAGAAGAAGAACCCGUUGCCGGAACUUGCGCACGACGUAUCCGGCAGAAAAAUCGACUCGUCGCCGCGUGUAAUAAUCAUCAAACCUGUAACUUAACACCCUUCUGACAACGCUUGAUUUAUGAAAAAUUUGAAUUUAUCGCGGAGAUUGACGUACAAUUAAUUGUAAUAAUUUAGAUAAAUUCGCGCUGCACUUUUUUUGUCGUAACAAUUCAUCCAAAAAAUUACCGUUUAAUAAUAAAAUGUAAGAGAUUAUUUUUGUCGUCACUAAACUUUCGAAUAUU
Messenger RNA from Nylanderia fulva, 2138 nucleotides. Lineage: Eukaryota; Metazoa; Arthropoda; Insecta; Hymenoptera; Formicidae. The record is from RefSeq and is a predicted model, not a curated record.